Molecule: messenger RNA, 3578 nt
Organism: Leucoraja erinaceus (little skate)
Lineage: Eukaryota; Metazoa; Chordata; Chondrichthyes; Rajiformes; Rajidae
Product: UDP-glucuronosyltransferase 1A1-like
Exons: 6
Coding region: 221-1801 (526 amino acids)
Molecular function (GO): UDP-glycosyltransferase activity
Source: RefSeq, a predicted model, not a curated record
AACCAUAUGUCAGCAGGAAGCACGUCACUUACGUUUUCAUGUUAGAAUGUGGCAGUGCAGAAAAUUUAAACAUGAUUAACUCUGUGGAAUAGAAACUGGAACAGAAAGAAUUACUGAGCUCACAGCUAUAUUCCAAAAAAGUCCAAGUUACUUUGCAGACCAGCACAAGUUGUGCUAAGUGCCCUACAAAGAUCUGAGUGGCUUUGAGUUGCUUCCUGCAAUGGCUCCGGUUUAUCGUUCCACUGGCCAGCUCGUGUGGUUCCUGGUUUGCUUGCAGUGGUCUUGGAUUCCGGCCGAGAGCGGCAAGCUGCUGGCUGUCCCUGUCGAUGGGAGUCAUUGGCUCAGCAUGAAAACCAUAGUGGAGGAGCUUCACGGAAGAGGACACCAGAUUGUUGCAGUUUACCCUGAACAUUCUUUGAUGAUUAAGACGUCCCGUCACUACACCAGCAAAACCUAUUUCAUUCCCUUCAGCCAAGAUGAUGUGGAUCAGGUUUACAGAAAUCUAGUGCAGAUGGCUUUUUACAAUGGGACUUUUUACGAAAGAGUUAGGAGUAGCUUGGAACAUAUAAGUGAUUUCAGACAGUUUUUCCUGUCUCAAUGCGAGUAUUUACUGUUUAACACGGAGCUGAUGGAGGAGCUGGCUGAAGAAAAAUUUGAUGCCCUGCUGACAGACCCUUUCUCCCCCUGUGGUGCGAUCGUUGGUGAGUACCUCACUCUCCCCAUCGUGAACUUGCUGCGAGGAAUCCCUUGCGGUUUGGAAUAUUCAGCCACUCAGUGUCCUCGGCCUCUCUCGUUUGUGCCAAGAAUGUUCACGGGUAACAAUGAUCGAAUGACCUUUCUCCAAAGAGCUGCAAACACGAUGGCCACAUUCUUAGAACAGUUGCUGUGUUAUUUUUUGUAUUCGCCAUUUGAGGAGCUGGCCAUCAGGUUUCUGAAGAAGGACGUGACUCUAGUCCAGCUACUGAGCCGGAACACCAUCUGGCUGCUGCGAUACGACUUCAUCAUGGAGUACCCCAGACCCCUGAUGCCAAACAUGGUCCUUGUUGGCGGCAUCAACUGCAAGGAGAGGAAACCUCUGCCUCAGGACUUAGAGGAAUUUAUGAACAGUUCUGGAGAACAUGGUGCUGUGAUCUUCUCCUUAGGAUCAAUGGUUGCUGACAUGCCCAUCUCAACUGCCAAUAUGAUUGCAGAAGCAAUUGGUCAACUUCCUCAGAAGGUGUUGUGGAGACACAGUGGAGAAAGGCCCUCAACAUUGGCACCCAACACCAAGCUGAUGGACUGGCUGCCUCAGAAUGAUUUGCUGGCACAUCCCAAAACACGAGCUUUCCUGACCCACGGAGGGACACACGGAAUCUACGAAGCGAUCUGCAGUGCUGUGCCAAUGGUCAUGUUGCCAUUAUUUGGAGACCAAGCAGAAAAUAUGCAUCAUAUGAUCCAUCACGGAGCUGGAGUUGGUUUGUCUUUGAAAGAUAUUAAUUCCCAAGAACUUGUGAAUGCACUUGUGGAUGUUAUCAAUGAUACUAGAUACAAGGAAGCCAUGAUGAGGAUGUCGUCACUGCACAAGGAUCGGCCGGUAGAGCCCCUGGCCCUCUCUGUCUAUUGGGUGGAGUUUGUGAUGAAACACAGAGGAGCCAAACAUUUGCAAACUGCCGCUCACCAUCUGAACUGGGUCCAGUAUCACUGCUUGGAUGUCAUCGGCAUCCUUCUCGCUGUGGCCCUCCUGCUGGUCUACCUGAUGUUCAAGUGCUGCUCAAUCUGUCUACACAGAGUGAGGGGACAUAGAAAGAACAAACUUGACUGAAGCACUCGAGAUGAGGCUUCACUGGGCAUCUGAUUAUCUGACCUUCCCUCCGCAAUCAUGCAAUAGAGUCCAACCCAUUGUGACCACUGCUCUGAGUACAACCUGUUGACAGUCUCCACAACUUUACUCUUCCAAUAGUAGUCUGGAUUUAUCUCAAAACACCUCUGCCUUUCAAAUAUUUCAAAGGCCUUUUAUUGUAAUGUGUGCAUAUUAAGGUACAGUGAUAUUCGUAUUACCAUACAGCCAUACUAAAGACACACAAUUACAUAAAACUUAAUAUAAACAACCUCGCCAACUGUCUGUCUGUCCUUUUGUCUUUUUGUUAUUUUUAGUAUGUGUUAAAAGUAUGUUUUAGUGUUCCGUGGUUUGUUUUACGUUGGGGGGGGGGGGGGGGGGGGGGGGGGGGGGGGGUGUGUUGGGGGAAACUUGUUUCAAUCUUUUACCUCGACAUAGAUGAGAUUUUGUUCCUUAUCGUAUCUCUGUCCCCACUGCAGCCUAACAUCGUGGAGUUGGCAGCAGGAGUCUACGGGACUUUAACGUUGCAGAGUUUGCGAUCCCUUUGCCGGGGAUCGAAGCUCCAACCACCGGGCCUGUGGACUUUAACAUCCUGAAGCCCGCGGUCUCUGGUAAGAAGAGGCCAAUUCGGGAGCUUCGAUCACCCCGAUGGGGGCUUCGAUCGUCGGUUGCAGGGGCUUUGAUCGCACUGACUGCGGAUGGUUUUGACUGCCCGGACCGCUUCAGGAAAAGUUCACAUCUGGUUUGACGGGAGAACAAGAGGAAGAAGAUUGAACUUUAAUGCCUUCCAUCACAGUGAGGAAUGUGGAAUCCACUGUGGUGGAUGUUUAUGUUAACUUUUAUGUGAUUGUGUGUCUUGUUGCUUUUCGCUUAGUAUGGCUGUAUGGUAAGUCAAAUUUCACUGUACCUUAAUUGGUGCAUGUGAUAAUAAAUUAACCUUGAAACCACAACGGAUUCCCCACAUUCCUCGCUGUGAUGGAAGGCAAGAAAGUCUUAUCUUCUUCCCUCAUUUUCUCCCGCAGUCGGGGCAGUUGAACCAUCUGUCAGGUCGAUCGAUUGGACGUUUCACAAUGUUCAAGAUGCCAUCUAGAUGCAGGUUGCUGCUAGUGUAUAGACCUCCCCAGAUUAUUGAAGCUAGACACAAAAUGCUGGAGUAUCUCAGGGGGACAAGCAGCAUCUCUGGAGAGGAGGAUUGGGAGACGUUUCGUGUUGAGACCCUUCUUCAGACUGAAGAAGUGUGUCUCCAGAGAUGCUGCCUGUCACGCUGAGCUACUCCAGCAUUUUGUGUCUACCUUUGAUUUAAACCAGCAUCUGCAGUUCUUCCCUACACAACCUGAAACCUCAUCCGCUCUACAGAUGCUGCCUGCAUUCCACAAAAAGUUUUUCUUCUUUGCUCAAGAUUUCAGCAUCUGCAGUUUUGUGUGUCUCUUAUAUUAUCUUGUAGGCCUGCAUACAUUCAAAACAAUGUUGUCGGUACAAUGUUUUAAGAAGUGAUUGAAAUUUUACUUGAUUAGCUCACACUUUUGCAGACAGCAAUGUUUAUUUUAUUGUUCAGCUUUUUGUAGGCUUGGUGUAAUCUUGUUUUUAUUUUCCUAAUUUACAUUGUUGACACAAUGAUCCAAGCAAUAUGUAAUUUGCAACUUAAUCUGAAUAGUUCCUCAAUGCGGUAAAUGUUUACUGGUUAUUAUUCCCAUGGAUGGGACUUCAAAAUGCGUUUGUGUCCAGUUUUAUCUCCUCAUAAAAAGAAUAUUCCAUUUAAAAA